Messenger RNA from Hyla sarda, 1040 nucleotides. RefSeq names its product troponin T3, fast skeletal type (gene TNNT3). The record is from RefSeq and is a predicted model, not a curated record. Gene Ontology annotation, cellular component: troponin complex. The transcript has 15 exons. Gene Ontology annotation, molecular function: tropomyosin binding; troponin I binding; troponin C binding. Gene Ontology annotation, biological process: sarcomere organization; regulation of muscle contraction; muscle contraction. NCBI's taxonomy places the organism in Eukaryota, Metazoa, Chordata, Amphibia, Anura, Hylidae. Bases 16 to 840 code for a protein of 274 amino acids.
UCCCAGACACGUCACAUGGAUACGAGUGGCCAUGAAGAAUACGAAGAAGAAGAAGCUGAAGAAGUUGAAGAACACCAUGAAGCAGAAGAACCUGAAGUAGAGGAGGAAGCAGCUCAAGAGGAGGAAUAUUAUGAGGGGGCCGAGGAGGAAGAACACGGAGAAGAAUAUGAUGAAGAAAAGCCAAAACCCAAGAUCACUGCACCUAAAAUCCCAGAUGGAGAGAAAGUAGACUUUGAUGAUAUCCAGAAGAAGAGACAGAACAAGGACUUGAUUGAGUUGCAGUCUCUCAUUGAUCAGCACUUUGAGGGCCGUAAGAAGGAAGAAGAGGAACUUAUUGCAUUGAAAGAUAGAAUUGAGAAACGUAGGGCUGAGAGAUCUGAACAACAGAGGAUCAGAGCAGAGAAAGAGAAGGAGCGUCAGAACAGACUUGCUGAAGAGAAGGCAAGAAGAGAGGAACAGGAUGCCAUGAGACGUGCAGAGGAUGACAUGAAGAAGAAGAAGGCUCUGUCCUCCAUGGGAGCCAAUUACAGUAGCUACCUGGCUAAGGCUGACCAGAAGAGAGGCAAGAAGCAAACAGCCCGUGAGCAGAAGAAGAAGAUUCUGGCAGAUCGUCGCAAGCCCCUGAAUGUUGACCACAUGAAUGAGGACAAACUCAGGGAGAAGGCUAAAGAGCUUUGGGACUGGCUGUACCAACUGGAGUCUGAGAAGUUUGAGUAUGGAGAGAAGCUUAAGAAACAGAAAUAUGAGAUUACGACUCUGCACAGGAGAGUAGAAGAACUCUCUAAGUUCAGCAAGAAGGCAAGUGGAGGCAAAGGCAAAGUUGGGGGCCGCUGGAAGUAAGCUCCCCCAUAAAGAAGACCAUCUCCUGACAGAGAGCAGCCCCUCUCCACCCUUCAUUCAUCAGUCCCAAUCGUGCAGGAAGCUGGCUACACUGAGCGCCCUUCAAGAUAGUUGUCCUGACUUACCCCGAAGGCCACCGUUUACUCUCUGUGGACUGCUCUGUAUUAUCUCUCUCUUUUGUAAAUAAAGUGUGACGCUUC